GUCAUUUUUUGUCCUCAAGGUCAAGGAAGUGAACAUAAAGCAGGCUGUUCCAAUUACCGACUCGUCACCCCCACUUCUAUCCUUAAUGCUAUCAUAUAAACAUCCCAGCUGACUGGGGGGUGAAGAACAACAAAACCUGUUGCGCAAGUAUACUAGUAUAUAAAGCGGCGUGUUCUUGUCCCUCGGGUUCAUUCAUACCUCGAGCCCUCGACGCACCAACAUGACCGGAGCGUUCCUCGACACAGCGGCGGCGGCGGUGGCGUCCCCGUCCGAGAACGUGCAGACUUUCCUCUUCCUGCUGCUGGGUCUCCUGGCGGGGUACCUGCUGUGGCGGCGGGGCAACCCGCCCAACCUGCCGCCGGGCCCGUGGGGGAUCCCCGGGCUCGGGGCCAUCCCUUUCCUCGGCCUGGCUCCACACGAGACGCUGAUGACGAUGUCCAAAGCGUACGGUGCCAUCAUGAGCGUGCGGCUGGGCCCCAAACUUACCGUCGUGCUGAACGGACAGAGAGCCAUCCACCAGGCACUCAUCAAACGGGCCAGUGUCUUCUCCGACAGACCAGGCUUCGAGCUGGUCAACAUGGUCCACAAGGGACGAGGAAUUAUUGCGGGUCCGAGUACAGAGUUCAUCCAGAAGCAGCGCCGGUUCCUGAUGCGGUCCUUCCGUACGCUGGGCCUGAACACGCACAGCAUCGAGAACCUCCUACAGGCCGAGGUGGAGACUCUCAUGACAUCCCUGAAGCAAGUCCAGGGGAACUGUGGAGAGGUGUACGACGUCAUCAACCGGAGCGUUGUCAACGCUAUAGCGGUCUUCUCGUUCGGCAACAGGUUCAAUCACAACGACCCGAAGUUCCACAGCCUGGUCUCGAGUUUGGAAGGCGUGUUCCGCUUCUCGUCCACCGGUGUGGGGCUGAUGACGCAAGCCUUCCCCGUCCUGCUCAAGUUCCCCCGCGGGCUCCCCGGCCUCAGCCAGUUCCUCGAAGACGGAGAGAACUUCCUCACCAUCAUCCGCGACAUCGUCAAGUCCAGACGACAAGUCUUCGCCGAGAUUCUUCAGAAAGACCCGACCCUGGCCGACUUCAAGCCGUCAGACAUCCUGGACUGCUACUUCCAGGAGACCACCCGAGGACAGGCCUGGUUCAUGAGCGAUGAGGACUUCUGUCACAUGAUCAUGGACAACUACAUCGCAGGCACCACCACCACCAGACUCACCCUACAGUGGGCCAUGCUUCUCCUCACCAUCUCGCCCAGAGAGCAGCUCAAGAUGCACGAGGAAGUGGUGUCAGUCGUCGGGACAGAUCGCCUGCCUUCCCUGAAAGACAAGGACAACCUCCCCUACACCAAGGCCGCCAUCUUUGAGCUGCUGCGCAUCUCCUGCGUCACCCCGCUGUCUGUUCCCAGAGAGGCCGCUGAUGACGUCAUCAUCGACGGGCACCGGAUCCCGAAAGGCACGAUGGUCAUGACGAACCUGUGGUCGGUGACGAAUGACCCGGAUGUGUGGGAGGACCCGCGGACGUUCAAGCCGGAAAGGUUCCUGAACGCCGACGGAGAGUGCGUCCUGCCCAAGGAGUGGCUGCCAUUUUCCACAGGAAAGCGGUCGUGCAUAGGACAGGCCAUCGCAGAAAGCAUGAUGUUCAUGUACAUCUCAGCCAUCGUCCAAAACUACAGGAUCUACCUGCCACCAGGGAAACCAGUCCCCACAGCCGAACCCAUCCCAGCCAUGCACCUCCACCCUCAGCCCUGCGAAAUCUUCUUUGCCAAAUAUCCUCCCUGUUAGUGCUAGUUCUGAGCACCUUUUGUAGCCUCUACCAGGCUUCGUGAGGCGGCUGGAAAGAGUAGAAAUCGGCCAAAUAGAGAGAUAACAUGCCAGGGGAGUUGGCAGUGUAGAGACAAUUGCUUGCCGCACCCCACACCCUCUAUUUGGCCGAUUUCUACUCUUUCCAGCCGCCUCUCGAAGCCUGGUAGAUCUCCAACUAUGUUUGGACACAAGUCUUUUGAAUAGUUGAUAACAUUUUGUGUCUU
This is a messenger RNA of Branchiostoma belcheri (Belcher's lancelet), 2019 nucleotides long. RefSeq names its product cytochrome P450 2J6-like. The transcript has 4 exons. The record is from RefSeq and is a predicted model, not a curated record. NCBI's taxonomy places the organism in Eukaryota, Metazoa, Chordata, Leptocardii, Amphioxiformes, Branchiostomatidae. Bases 221 to 1774 code for a protein of 517 amino acids. Gene Ontology annotation, molecular function: iron ion binding; oxidoreductase activity, acting on paired donors, with incorporation or reduction of molecular oxygen, reduced flavin or flavoprotein as one donor, and incorporation of one atom of oxygen; heme binding. Gene Ontology annotation, cellular component: intracellular membrane-bounded organelle; cytoplasm. Gene Ontology annotation, biological process: xenobiotic metabolic process.